AUGACGAGGGAAUCCCCGUCCCUCUCCCGAGUCCCACCAAGCUCUUCCCUCCGACAACCCUCUGGGGUGGAAGCCAGCAGCACUAGCACAGAAGAAAGGGGGGCAGUUAAAGAGACUCCAAACACAGGGGGAGGGGAUGAUGGAGGUAAAAAAGGGGGGCAAGAAACCGGAAUUUGUACUAUGCCACAAAAGGAUGGGGCCACCCCACCGACACUUGGCCCACACUGGAAAAAUAUGACUUCCCACCCAGCUAAGCUCCCUGAGGCCACCUGGUGCUCACAUUCUAACACCAGUACCCCAGCUCUGCAUGCAAGCAACUUUAAAAGCUCACAUUCUAACACCAGUACCCCAGCUCGGCAAGCAAGCAACUUUAAAAGCUCACAUUCUAACACCAGUACCCCAGCUCGGCAAGCAAGCAACUUUAAAAGCUCACAUUCUAACACCAGUACCCCAGCUCGGCAAGCAAGCAACUUUAACAGCUCACAUUCUAACACCAGUACCCCAGCUCGGCAUGCAAGCAACUUUAAAAGCUCACAUUCUAACACCAGUACCCCAGCUCUGCAUGCAAGCAACUUUAAAAGCUCACAUUCUAACACCAGUACCCAAGCUCGGCAAGCAAGCAACUUUAAAAGCUCACAUUCUAACACCAGUACCCCAGCUCUGCAUGCAAGCAACUUUAAAAGCUCACAUUCUAACACCAGUACCCCAGCUCGGCAAGCAAGCAACUUUAAAAGCUCACAUUCUAACACCAGUACCCCAGCUCGGCAAGCAAGCAACUUUAACCUUUGGCUGCUAAGCCAUUCUCCACCAGUGUGCUAA
Molecule: messenger RNA, 819 nt
Organism: Bombina bombina (fire-bellied toad)
Lineage: Eukaryota; Metazoa; Chordata; Amphibia; Anura; Bombinatoridae
Product: putative protein TPRXL
Exons: 2
Coding region: 1-819 (272 amino acids)
Source: RefSeq, a predicted model, not a curated record